This is a messenger RNA of Danio rerio (zebrafish), 2427 nucleotides long. NCBI's taxonomy places the organism in Eukaryota, Metazoa, Chordata, Actinopteri, Cypriniformes, Danionidae. The record is from RefSeq and is a predicted model, not a curated record.
UAGAAACUGGGUGUUUCUCAACAGCAGAACUGUCAAAGCCAAACGCAGCGAAGGUUUGGCUCAUUUUUAUUAAUAAAGAAACGUGAUUGGACGCUGAGAAAGGUUUAUCCAGGGACGUAGGCACAAACUAAUCAAUAUUCAUGAGCCAAACCUUGGCCAUAGUAGAAUUUGCAAUUCCGCUCUCCACCCGUCAGUUGCGGGAUAGGCAAACCGUCGGAAGUUUGUGGGAGAUGGGCUGAAAAGUCCAGUACAGGCAGACCGAAAACUGAUGCACAGGAGUUUCACAGCUGCUUAGAAGUGUGGUAAUGCUUAGUCUCAGAAAUGCCGUACGUAGAUCGUCAGAACCGGAUAUGUGGCUUUUUAGACAUCGAGGAAAUGGAGAACAGUGGCAAGUUUUUACGACGCUACUUUAUUCUGGACACGAUGGACAGCAGCCUGAUGUGGUUCAUGGAUAACCCUCAGAAUCUUCCAGAAGGAACGUCCAAUGUCGGCUCAAUCAAACUAACAUACAUAUCCAAGGUUAGCGAUGCCACCAAAUUGCGACCAAAGGCAGAGUUCUGCUUCGUGAUCAACGCUGGAAUGAGGAAGUUUUACUUGCAGGCCAAUGAUAAGCAAGAUUUAGUGGAGUGGGUCAGUGAGCUGAACAAAGCCACCAAAAUCACAGUGCCAAAGUCAGGCGAGCAGGUGGCUCCAAAUACAGCAGAAGCCUGUGUGGACACGUCCUCCAGUGCCACCAAACAAGUGUCCUACAAGACGGAGAUCGUCGCAGGAGUGCCCAUUAUCACAACCACACAGGAAAAGGGUGAAGGUCAGAAUGGUGCAGACAAGAGUGGACUAAGGAAACCUCCUGGUCAACUGCCAUAUUACCUGAGCCGCAGUAACCAAGACCAGUCGGUCAUUAAAACUGGAUAUUGUGUCAAACAGGGAGCUGUGAUGAAGAACUGGAAGAGGAGAUACUUCAUGCUGGAUGACAAUGCACUCAGCUACUUCAAAACAGACAUGGAGCGAGAGCCAUUAAAGGUUAUCCUUCUGAAAGAAGUGAACAAGGUGCAGGAGUGUAAACAAAGUGACUUGAUGAUGAGGGACAAUCUUUUUGAACUGGUUACUACCACGAGAACUUUCUACAUUCAGUCUGACAGCCCUGAAGAGAUGCACGGCUGGAUAAAGGCUAUCUCUGGGGCCAUAGUGGCCCAGCGGGGUCCUGGACGCUCAGCAGCAUCUAUGCGUCAGGCCAGGCGGCUCUCAAACCCUUGUAUACAGAGGUAUACAUCCUGCAAUGGUGAAUGCAGCACAGAUUAAAUGUGACACUGAGACACUAACAAUCAAAAAAACGAGCCCUUUUCCUGCACUACCAGCUCUCCUCUUCCUGCUGUUUCCCAGAAUGAUCAACAUCUUCCAGCCUGGUUGCUUUCACUGCCAUUGUUUGACUGCCGCCUGUGUCCCAAACUGCACUUAACAUCCUGCUGUAACUCCUGCUUCACCCUGUUCUCAAGUUUUUCACCCUCUCUACAAAAUCUGUUUCCUCUGUCCCAACUGACACAGCGUUCUGGUGUUUUUGUAACUGUUCCUCGAUCUCCGCAGGAGCCUGCUGAACCAACCUCGACCUUCUACCACGAUGAACCAAGUCUCCCAACUUCUCGCUCACCCGUCCCUGCUGAACUCAGUUUCCCAGAAUGCCAUCUCCCCUCGGGCCAUCAGCAUGGCGUGGGAGGGAGCAGAGCGAACCAGCAUGCGGGCCGGGGCACGAGCGCGCCUGUCGCUCCAGGAGUCGCCCCAAAUCUACUUAAAGUAAACACAGAUGACUGCUCGCCUUGGCAGAGAAGAACCAACAUAACACCACCUUCAAAUUCCCCUAAAGAUAAAGACUUGCACACUACCGAAGUGUAACAGCAAUGUUCUGGGUAUUUUACACACACGCACAUUACAAAUGAUAACGGUAGGGACUCAAGCCCAAUGCAUCAUGGGAUAAUAAGGACUGUGAAAUUUAAUUAAUGUCAAGCCUCUCAAAGAAUUGUACACUAUUACACAAAGUUAUUGGCAUUCGUUGAUAACAAUAGUUGGCAAUUAUUUUUCUGCUAAGGGAAAUUAGGGCACGUGUCCAGCAAAGCUUAUUUGCAUAGCUGAAAAUUCCAGCACUCUUCUAAAAACGCUCAACAAGAGCAUUUUUUCAACUGUUGGAGCGUUUAUAAAAGGCUAGGCACUUUGUGUAAAAUGCACACUGAACACCUUGCUGAAAAACAUAGCGCUUCCAUUGAUAACAACAGAAAGAAAAUGCUGUGAGUGGGAAAUAACGCUUAGGUGUACUAGCGCACUUACACAUAGAUACAGUUGAAGUCAAAUUAUUAGCCCUCCUGUGAUUUUUUUUUUUCUUAAAUUUUUCCUAAAUGAUGUUUAACAGUGCAAGGAUUUUUUUUCCACAGUAUUUCC